Messenger RNA from Cutaneotrichosporon oleaginosum, 4416 nucleotides. RefSeq lists its product as uncharacterized. NCBI's taxonomy places the organism in Eukaryota, Fungi, Basidiomycota, Tremellomycetes, Trichosporonales, Trichosporonaceae. Gene Ontology annotation, biological process: COPII-coated vesicle cargo loading; endoplasmic reticulum organization; endoplasmic reticulum to Golgi vesicle-mediated transport. Gene Ontology annotation, molecular function: structural molecule activity; protein binding. The record is from RefSeq and is a predicted model, not a curated record. Gene Ontology annotation, cellular component: COPII vesicle coat; endoplasmic reticulum exit site.
CCCCUCCCCUCUCCCCCUCCUCUUCCAGCCCACACCCCACGUCCGGCAGCAUGAAGCUCAAGGACAUCUCGCGCACGGCGACGUUCGCGUGGGACCCCUCCUCUGCUUCCGAGCCCCUCAUCGUCACUGGUGCCGUCGCGGGCGCUCUCGACGAGUCAUUCUCCAACGACUCGCAGCUCGAAAUCUGGGCGCCCAAGCUCUAUGAGCGUGACGGCGCCGAGUCCCAGGGCUACAGCCUCGGCGGACAAGGCGCGGGCCCAAAGGGCAGCGUCACCGUCUCGAGCCGCUUCAACAGACUUGCGUGGUCGCAGCCGGAGGCGGGCGCUAGCGGGCGCGGCAUUAUUGCCGCCGGUCUCGAGACGGGCGAGGUCAACCUCUACGACCCCGUCAAGAUCUUCGAGGGCGGCGAUGCGCUCAUCUACAAGAACGACAAGCACACCGGCCCCGUUCGCGGCUUGCACUGGAACCCGCUCAAGAAGAACCUCCUCCUCUCGGGUGGCGUCAAUGCUGAGCUCUACAUCCACAACCUGGAGAGCCUGGGUGACCCGAUCCCUCCUGGCCCAGUGUCGACCAAGCUCGGCGAGAUCACGUCGCUGGCUUGGAACCCCAGCGUCGCGAGCGUCUUUGCCGCUUCGUCGUCGUCCGGUUUCACUUCGAUCUGGGAUCUGCGUCACAGCAAGGAGAUCGCUGCCCUCCAGUACGGCGGAGGGGCCGCUAAGGGCGACCACACUUCUGGCCGUGCCGGCACGCAGAUCGGCAAGCGCCGUGGCAUGAGCGACCUCUGCUGGCACCCCGAGCAGGCGACGCGCCUCGUUACUGCGUCGGAGGACGACGAGUCGCCAAUCGUCAUGAUGUGGGACCUCCGCAACACGCGUGCCCCCGAGCGCAUCCUCUCGGGCCACACCAAGGGUGUUCUUUCCGUCGCUUGGUGCAAGCAGGACGCCGACCUGCUCGCCUCGUGUGGCAAGGAUAACCGCACCAUCCUGUGGAACCCGCAGUCCGGCGAGAUCGUCGGAGAACUCGCUCCCACCACCGACUGGUCGUUUGAAACCGCCUGGUGCCCCAGCAACCCGAACCUGCUUGCGGUCGCAUCGUUUGACGGCCACAUUGGUAUCAACUCGCUCCAGUCGACUGGCCCCAAGGAUCCCGAGGAGAACAAGCUCGCCGCCGAUGCCUCGGCUGAUGACAUCUUCGCCAACCUUGGCACAACGAGCACCUCGGACGAUAAGACCAACGCUCAGUCGCUCACCAAGGCGCCUAAGUGGAUGUACCGCCCGUGCUCUGCCUCUUGGGGGUACGGCGGCGUUCUUGCUUCCGUCUCUAACCUCCCCUCCGCUGCUGGCAAGCACCAGAGCAGCGUUGUUCACCUGCGCCAUGUCGUGACCGAGGAGAGCAUUAUCGACCGCGCCAAGAGCCUUGACGAGAUCGCUGGCAACAAGGAGAAGCUUUCAGAGUUUUCCUCCUCCAAGGCUGAGAACCCGUCGUGGAAGGCGCUCCAGUCGCUAUUCCAGGCCAACUCGCGUGACGAGUUGGUCAGCCUCCUCGGCUUCUCGAAGGAGAACGUCGCUCGCCAGGUCGACGAACUCGUCAAGAAGCUUGUCCCGACCAUAGUCGAGGAGCCGCCUGAGCCGAGCAAGGACGACACAACCCCAAAGUCAGAAAGCAAGGACCCGCUCGAGUCUGGUGACCACACGCCCGAGGCCAAGUCUUCCAGGGCUCUCUUUGCUGGCGAUGACCGCCCCAUGACCCCAGCCGAUGUUGGCGGCGACACCGACUUCUUCUCGUCAAUGGCGACCAGCUCCCUGCGCAACCCCCAGCUUGACUCGAUCAUCCCACACCUCAACCAGCCCACUGAUUCCUCGGUGGCUGCCACCGUUGGGUCUGGCCCCUCGUCGGUGCGCUCAGAGUCGAUCAAGGAGAACGUCUUCCGCAUCUACCCCGCAGGCGAGUCGGACACUGACCGCCUGAUCACGCAGGCCCUUGUCCUCGGAGACUUCUCCUCGGCUGUCAACCUCUGCCUUGCCUCGGAGCGGUUCGCGGAUGCCCUCCUCCUUGCCGUGCGCGGUGGCCCCGAGCUCCUCCAGUCGACUCAGAAGGCGUACUUCACCCGUCGCACGCUGGCUCACCCCUUCCUCCGUGUGUACCAGUCGAUUGUCACCGAGGACCUCGCGGACAUCGUCCAGAACGCCGACCUCGCCGAGUGGAAGGUCGCCUUCGUUGUCCUCUGCACAUACGCCAAGGAGGCUGACUUUGCCAACCUUGCCGACCAGCUCGGCCGCCGUCUCCAGUUCAAGUGGCAGCUGCUCACCGGCUCGGACAGCCCCGAGGCUAAGGCUGAGGCCAAGGCCGCGCGCCUGGACGCCACGCUCUGCUACCUCGCAGCGCGCAACCUCGAGCACGUGGUUAGCAUCUGGAUAAACGAGAUGCAGGAGGAGGAGGCCAGUAUCGACGCUCCCCGUUACUCGGCCCACGCCAAUGCCCUCCAGUCGUUCAUUGAGAAGGUCAUUGCUUUCCAAGCCGCAACUGGCUACAUUGACAAGGACGUUACCGCCAAGGUCCCACCCGAGGAGGCCGGGGCAAGGUCAUACGCUUUGGCCGGGCUCUACGACCGCUUCUACGAAUACGCGGACCUGCUUGCGACGCAGGGCCUCGUCGACGUCGCGGCCAAGUACAUCAAGAUGACACCCAAGGACUACCGCGGCUCGGACGGGCACCAGUUCGACAAGGCCCGCAGCCGUGUCUUUACCGCUGCUGGCAUCUCUGACAGCGCCGCGGUAUCGACCUCCACUGCCUUUGGCCGGCAGCCCGCCACCGCCGGGCCGAGCUCUGGCUCGCGACACAAGCCCUCGGCGUCAAUCAGCAGCCGCUACCCCUCUGCCCCGGGCUUCCAGCCCAAUGCUUACGCCUCCUCUUCGCCGUACGCUGCCCAAUCGUCCCCGUACACCCAGCCCAGCGGACCGUACGGCGCCUCAGCUCCUGCCCGUGGUCCCUCGCCUUCUGUCCCGACCGGCCCCUAUGCCCCGCCCCCGACUUCUGGCCCCUACGCUCCACCUCCCUCCUCGCAGCCUGCCGGCCCGUACGGUCCAGCUACGACGUCUGCGCCCUCAAACCCCUACGCCCCGCCGCCGGGAGUCGGUGGCUCGAGCCAGUUCAACGCUCAGCCUUCCGCCUACGGAGCUGGUCCAAACAGCUUCCAACCGGCCUCGAACAUGGGCUCUAACGGGUACGACCAGUCGCAGGUGUACAACCCUUACGGCGGAUCGAACUACAACGCGCCCGCGCCUUCUGCACCUCCACUGGGCCCCCCUCCUCGCGCCACCGAGCACAAGGAGCCCAUCGUUCCUGCUUCUCAGCGUCGCGACAUUCCAGGGUGGAACGACGCGCCCUCGCUUGCCGCGCCCAAGCGUGAUCGGGGCUCGGCGUCUUCGACCCCCAAGCCGCAGCCCAUUACCUCGCCCUUCCCGAUGUCGGAGCAGGCGCCAUCAGGCCCCUUCCCACCCACGAGCUCGACCCCGCCGCCGCGUGCGCCCCCAGGCGGGCCGCCUGGCGUUCUUCCUCCUCCGCCAAAGGGCGGCCCCCGGCCCCCGUCGGCUGCGAAGAGCCCCGCCCAGGCGCCGUACGGCCUGCCUCCUCAGCAGCAGUUCGGUGCACCAAUGUCGCCACCCCAGCAGCAGCAGUUUGGUGCGCCCAUGUCGCCGCCCCAGCAGCACGCGCCCUCGUACGCUCCUCCGCCCAAGGCCGGUCCGCCUCCACCUCGCAGUGCGCCCCGUGCUGGUCCUCCCCCUGUUGUCCUCGCAGGCCCCCCUCCACGGGCACUCUCGCCCUUGGGGCCCGGUAACCGUGCCGCGGAGCAGCGGCCACAGCCGCUCGGCACGUUCUCCCCGCCUCCCAUGGCAGGUCCGCCUCCAUCCGGCGUGCGUGCCGGUCCUCCUCCGCCAGGACGUGCAGGCCCGCGUCCACCAUCGCACACGCCCACACCCCCCAACCCUCCCUCCCCCGUGAAGGCGUCGCACCCCCCCGGUGACCGCUCGCACAUGGGCGACAAGGAAAAGCAGGUGUUCGAGGCGCUGUCUGCCGAGUUUGCGCGCAUCAAGCAGGUCAACCCCAACGCAUCUGGCACCGUCAAGAAGGUGAUCGAGGACACGGAACGCCGCCUCAACAUCCUGUACGACGAGCUGAACAAUGACCGCAUCCCCGACCACACGGUGGACCGGAUCAGCCAAAUCACGCAGGCGAUCAAGGGCGGUGACGCGGGCAGCGCCAUGCACAUGCACACCGACUUGUUGACGAGCGCGACCACCGAAGUCGCGCAUUGGGCGCCCGGCAUCAAGCAGCUUAUCCGCCUCGGCCUCACGGCAAAGGUAUGAAACGAAUGAAUGCACGUGGUAAUGUUGGCGGGGAUUUCUGUGGUGAUCG